Molecule: messenger RNA, 1268 nt
Organism: Carassius carassius (crucian carp)
Lineage: Eukaryota; Metazoa; Chordata; Actinopteri; Cypriniformes; Cyprinidae
Product: gastrula zinc finger protein XlCGF7.1-like
Exons: 3
Coding region: 94-999 (301 amino acids)
Cellular component (GO): nucleus
Source: RefSeq, a predicted model, not a curated record
GCUGUAAAAUGGCUUCGUUGUUAUUGAAUGUGACAUAGUAAUAGUUUAUCUGUCGUUAAAGCGUGUUAUUCUGUAGAUCCACGUGAGAGAGUUAUGAAGAUGGCGUGUAUUAAAGAGGAGAGUGAAGACAUCAGGAUUGAAGAAGUGUUCAGUCUGAAACAAGAAGAGACCGAGGAAGAUAUCGGCCCGAUGGCGCUGAUAGAGGAGAGUAAUGAUCGGUAUGAAAAUCAUGAAUUUAGUACUGAAGAAAAUUCUGUUAGUUGUUCACAGAGUGAAGAGACUUCCUCACAAAAAAACCCUAAAAGGACUCGGAUUAGAAAACGCGUCAUCUGCACAGAGUGUGGAAAGUGGAUAAGCAACCAAAGAAACCUUACCGUCCACAUGAGGACUCACACUGGAGAGAAGCCUUUCACCUGCCCUCAGUGUGGAAGCCGGUUCAGUCAGCAGGGAAGCUUUGACAGACACAUGAGAGUUCACAGCGGAGAGAAGCCUUACAGCUGUCAACUGUGUGGAAAGAGCUUCACAGCACAGAUAAACCUUGACUAUCACAUGAACAGUCACACCGGUGAAAAGCCGUUUUCAUGUGAUCAGUGUGGAAAGCGCUUCAGACACAAAGCAACCGUUAGAAAUCACAAGAAGAUUCAUUCGAGACAGGAGUGUUUUAUAUGUGGUCAGUGUGGAUUGAGUUUCACAGACGCAAACCACCUGAAGAAUCACGUAACAACUCACUCUGGAGAGAAGCCUAACAUGUGCGAUCACUGUGGAAAGUGUUUCGUAAACAAAAGGACUCUUAAGGUCCACAUGAUCAUUCACACAGGAGAGAGGCCUUUCGCCUGCCUUGAGUGUGGACAGAGUUUCAAACUGAAAACCUCCCUUCAGACUCACAUGAGCGUUCACAGUGAAGAAAGGCCUUUCACUUGCCCAAUGUGUGGAAAGAGAUGCAAACUGAAGGGAAACCUUAGGCUUCACAUGAGGCUUCACACCGGAGAGAGAUCUUAAAUGUGUUUUACAUUUCAGAAAGACCUGCAACCACAUUCCCAAACUCAUUCUGUGACAUUGCCAUGUUCCUCAGUUUGACAAGGUUUCCGAACGGUUCUGGGGGACAAAUCAACAAAAGUAUUUAGAGCUGCAUCCAUGUUUCCUCUUCUGCAUUUUCACAUUUGACUGUCACCAUCUAGUUCAUGCACAAAUGUAGACUAAAAUAGGUUAACGUCACUAUAUUAGUAAUUGUGUGGGCCAGGUGGGGCGCUAGUGGGCAAACUCUCAGA